Messenger RNA from Botrytis sinoallii, 889 nucleotides. RefSeq lists its product as uncharacterized. The transcript has 3 exons. Gene Ontology annotation, biological process: mitochondrial translation. The record is from RefSeq and is a predicted model, not a curated record. NCBI's taxonomy places the organism in Eukaryota, Fungi, Ascomycota, Leotiomycetes, Helotiales, Sclerotiniaceae. Gene Ontology annotation, molecular function: structural constituent of ribosome. The coding region runs from base 65 to 598 and encodes 177 amino acids.
CAACAACAAGCUUCUUUACCUCAAUUAACCACCCCCCCAUUCUAAAACAACUACAAUAUUCAAAAUGUCACCUCAUAUUCCAACACCAUCACCUCUCUUCCGCCUCCUCACUCCUCUCCUCCAAUCCUUCAGAUCUACCUUCCCCUCAGCAACCCCAACAACACCCCUCAGAACCUUCACCAGCACCCCAUCUAUGCACAAAAAGAACCCUAAUAGCAAAACCGAUCCACGGGUAACGCUCAUCCGCUACCAUCUUCAACAUCCCAAGACACCUCGCCCACUGCGAUUCUCACGCAUGCGUGCGCUGAGGCAUUGGACUAUUCAUCGUGCAUGGAUGAUAUUAAGGCGAAAGCAGAGGAUCGAGGAGGAGGGUGAAUUAUACAGACUUCACCAAUCAAUGCACAACGCAAUGGAAGACCUUCGUCUUCUCGACGGUUCCGGCCAGAAAGAAGCAGGUAGAUUAUAUCGCGUCGCUCUCGAGAAGAAAGGAAUUUUCGGAAAAGACGGAGUCCCGAUUGAGUACGCGAGAGCACAAACCGACACACCAGCGAAAGAACCAUGGAAUCAUGGAUGGACUACAGACAAAAUUAUAAUAUGAUGAUUGCAAAGGGCGAUGUACCGCGGUACAUGAGAGAAUUUUGAAAGAUGAAUAUUAUGAAGUAAACAUAUAUUACUUGUAUAUCUAUGAUGGUCAACCUUAGUGACAUGGGAUGAAACAUGAUUCGGAAUAAUGACCCCGAACAUUCCCCAGACACUCCGUCCCAAGGGACUGGAGCUGUGGAAGUAGAUUAGACGAUGCAGAAUUAGGCAGAAUAUGGCAGAAUAAACGCUGCGAAAGACGGAACAAGAUGCCGUCUAUAAAUUCUGAAAGAAGUUACGGAAAGAAGGU